CAUGUGGGUGAUAUUUGUGGGAGCUUUGAUCAGUUGACGGCACUUAGAUGAGGAGGGAGGUGGACCAUUAUUUGGCCCCCAAAGAUGUAUUUGUCAGAACUCAUCUAAUGGGACAUUUGCAUGUCAUUCAUGCAAAUUUUACCCCAAAGGCAAAAUCUGAGUAUAGAACUUUAAAUAAGGACCAGCACUGGGUGGAGAUGGGGUGAAGUGUCUACAACCUUUCAAAACACAUCCUAACGGAAUGGGUUGGCGAAUAGAGAGGCGCAGAUAGAUUUUUUUUUAUUAUCAAGUUUAGUAGCUGUCACUUGUAAAUAUAGGUGUCGGUGUGUGGUAUCAUUGUGAAAUUCAUCCAGUUCUAAGUUCUUAAGUUCCUCCUCUCCAGGAGACAAUGCAAGGGGAAUCGCCAGAGUUGCUUUCAUCAAACGCAUUUGCAUCUACUCAACAGAACUGCAAGCCUUUCUAGUUCUGUUUCUGGCGAGUGUCGUGGGUGGGUCUCCUGGGACCACUCUCUCUCCAUAGGCGGAGAAAUUCUAUUUAGAUCGCGGGCGCCUAUGAAUCCAUUCCUUCACGCAGACACAUUCGGUCCCCUGUGCAGUAGUCGGCGUGCUAAUGGAGAACCCGCUAGGGAUCAGGUGUGUCUAAAGGGCACGCAGCGCCCUCUUCUGGCCCCAGAGGGACCCACGCAGACCAUCGAGGCUCUCGACCUUGUUCUUAAGCAAUCACUCCAAGCAUCUGCACACCCGUGUGGGAGAAUCACUGCUCUGAGGUUGGCCUUCAGAGCUUCCGGCGAGCGCGGGCAGAGACCAGCGCAGGAGACUGGCCCUGGGGCUGAGAGGCGGACACCGGGUGGAGUCACCGCGGUUGGCAGCAGCAGGGCUCCACCUGUUGCAAUGUUCGAACCGCCCCGCAGAGAGGACAGCACCGAGCAUAGACCUCUGCUCCCAGCCUCACUGGGCAGGGCAGUGCCGCUUGAGAAGGGGAGCCAAGGACUAUCCUGAACCUAUCUCACAGAACAGCGGUCCGCCCUCGUGCUGCCUGAGAGCCUGUGUGCCUGGCCGACAUCCGUGCCGGCGGCAGAUCAUGAGAUCUGCCUCUCCGUACUGUCCCUGCGUCCGUGCCUGCCCCAAACCCGUUCCAGCCCCUAAGCCUGGGUGAUUCAGGAGGGCAGAGGCUCAUCAGGACACUGCCACUAAUACGCACCGCAGAUCCAUCUGGAGAGGCACGGAAGACAGCUGACAUAGCGUGGUAAGCGAUGGUCCGAGGAACCCGGACCUUGAUGCUCACCUUACCCGCCGAUUCUGUCUGAACUCACGGCCUUUUCUUCAAGAUGAGUUCAAGUUCUCUCGAGUUUGCCUUGAAGGCGCGCCACGCCCCCUCCCCAAACUGAGCAGGAUCAGGAGAUCUGGUGAGUCCCGGGGCGCUCGCCCCCUCGUACCGAGCCGAAGCAGACUGCGCCCCGACGUUCUGAUCUUCACCAUUAAGGAGAACUCCAGGGCGGACCGGGAGGUAGCGGAGACAAAGCGGAUUCGAAACCACGAGUCCGGGCUGGGGAUCUGGCGCCACAAGAACAGCCAGGGCUGCGGCCAGGGAUCCACGCCGCCUGCGGGAGCGCGCGGCGGGCAUGGGCGAGCCGGCACGAGGAGCGGGCUAAGGGCCGGUAGAGCCUGAUCUUCCCAGGGCGUGGGCACGAGUCUGCGGGCCGCGGCAUUCGCGGGGUUGUCUUCCAGUGCCAUGGCCGGCCGAGGGUGCGGCUGUGGUCCGGGUCACCUGAAUGAGGACAACGCGCGUUUCCUGCUGCUCGCAGGGCUCAUCUUGCUCUACCUAGUGGGCGGCGCCGCCGUCUUUUCUGCGCUGGAGCUGGCGCACGAGCUGCAGGCCAAGCAGCGCUGGGAAGAGCGUCUGGCCAACUUCAGCCGUGGCCACAACCUGAGCCGCGAAGAGCUGCGCGGCUUCCUCAGUCAUUACGAGGAAGCCACCAGGGCGGGCAUCCGCAUGGACAGCGUGCGCCCUCGCUGGGACUUCACCGGUGCCUUCUACUUUGUGGGCACUGUGGUGUCCACCAUAGGGUUUGGGAUGACAACCCCAGCCACAAUUGGAGGGAAGAUCUUUCUGAUCUUCUACGGCCUCAUUGGAUGUGCAAGCACCAUCCUCUUCUUCAACCUCUUCCUGGAGCGGCUGAUCACCGUCAUCGCCUGCGUCAUGAGAUCCUGUCACCAGCAGCAGCUGCGGAGACGUGGGGCAGUGACGCAGGACAACAUGAAGGCCCCUGCAAAGGGCGAGGUGGAUAGCCUGGCUGGCUGGAAGCCCUCUGUGUACUACGUCAUGCUGAUCCUAUGCUUGGCGUCAGUGGCUAUCUCUUGCGGAGCCUCGGCUCUGUAUGCCACCAUGGAAGGCUGGAGCUACUUUGACUCACUCUACUUUUGUUUCGUGGCUUUCAGUACCAUUGGCUUUGGGGACCUGGUCAGCAGCCAGAAUGCUCAGUAUGAGAGCCAAGGGCUCUACCGCUUUGCCAACUUCUUCCUCAUCCUCAUGGGCGUCUGCUGUAUCUACUCCUUGUUUAACGUCAUCUCCAUCCUCAUCAAACAGACUGUGAACUGGAUCCUAAGGAAACUGGAUAGCGGGUGCUUCCCACAAUGCCAAAGAGGACUCCUGCGGUCCAGGAGGAAUGUGGUGAUGCCCGGCAACAUCCGGAACAGGUGCAACAUCUCCAUAGAGACGGAUGGGGUGAUGGACAGUGACACUGACGGGCGACGUCUCUCAGGGGAGAUGAUCUCCAUGAAGGACACCAACAAGGUCUCACUGGCCAUCCUGCAGAAGCAGUUGUGCGAGAUGGCUAAUGGUGGACCCCACCAGCCCAAUGUGUCCUCCAGAGAUGAUGAGUUCUCAGGGGGUGUGGGGGCCUUUGCGGUAAUGAAUAACAGGUUGGCAGAGACCAGUGGAGACAGGUAGGGACCAGAAGUGGCUACUAGAUGACGAGACACAGGGGCAAGUGGAGGAUAAGACACUGUCCUGCCCCCAGUGAGCUCAGCGGAGUCCCUGGCUGUUGCAACUCGCCUCUCAAGUCCUGACCUUGGCCUCAGGCAACAGUAACCUCUCAAGGUUGGGGACUGGAACCUCCUUGUCUGCCUCUUAUUUUACUCUUGAAUUCCAAGUUUCAUAUUUGGAAUUGCUGAGGUACUGGCCAUCCCCAAGAGUUUUAAUUGUCUGAGGAAGAUGGGUUUCCCUCCAACUUUGAUUUCCCUUCUGAUGUCUAUCACUUGGAAGGAGAGUCCUGACGAGCCAAUUCUAGCCUGAAACUGUGAAUGGCUGAGUUUGCCACUUCACCCAGCCCCUCAAGAAAAGAGAAUGAACAUUCCAGAUUGUGUCUGGGCCUUCUUUUUACUGGGCUUCCUUCCAAACAUAUUUGUGGAUGGUUCCAUAGAUGGGGAGAAACAUCUAAUCUAGUCUUUAUACCUGCUUCUUGGCUUGGGAGUCUUUUGUUUAUUGUUUUCUUUUGUUUGUUUUGUUUCCUGUUUGGCUAAUGUAUCUUUGGGAUCUUAUGUGAUAAGAAAAUUAAUUCAUCUUCAAGCCUUUAAGCUGCAGCAGGUUGAUGGCAGUGAGUCAAGGGAGGAGAGCAACUUCCUUUGUAACCAAAGCCCACAGCCUAAAGUGUUCUCUCAGAUGGUUACACAGAAUAUGUCAUUUUACCAGGGCUUGGAGCCUGUUGUAGAGGCCACUAUUUAUUAGAACUAAAAAUUUAAUAAAUUCUCAUUUUGUUAA
This is a messenger RNA of Mesocricetus auratus (golden hamster), 3759 nucleotides long. It is a transcript of the gene Kcnk13, whose product is annotated as potassium two pore domain channel subfamily K member 13. NCBI's taxonomy places the organism in Eukaryota, Metazoa, Chordata, Mammalia, Rodentia, Cricetidae. Bases 1732 to 2949 code for a protein of 405 amino acids. The record is from RefSeq and is a predicted model, not a curated record. Gene Ontology annotation, biological process: stabilization of membrane potential; potassium ion transmembrane transport. Gene Ontology annotation, molecular function: potassium ion leak channel activity. The transcript is spliced from 3 exons. Gene Ontology annotation, cellular component: membrane.